Molecule: messenger RNA, 675 nt
Organism: Ramularia collo-cygni
Lineage: Eukaryota; Fungi; Ascomycota; Dothideomycetes; Mycosphaerellales; Mycosphaerellaceae
Exons: 2
Coding region: 1-675 (224 amino acids)
Source: RefSeq, a predicted model, not a curated record
AUGCUUUCUCUCAGCACCCUGUCCCCGCUCGUUCUCUUCACAUCGGUGGCACUUGCCGGCAAUGCUCAUCCUUGGAAGUAUGCCAACAACCCCAUCGUCAAGCAAACAUCCCCCAACUCCUUGACCAUCACCACGCCACCCGCAACCGACCUCUGGCACCCCAGCGCUGCUCCCCAAAACUUCACAUCCCCAUAUGUCUACAAGGUCUGCAAGUCUGCGGACUUUCAGCGUGUUUCGGUCACCCUCUCCGCAGAUUUCAAGACGAGGUACGACCAAGGCGGUAUUGCAAUCUUCUUCCCAAACAAGAAAGAUGCAAACUCGAAGACUGGUCCCGAGUCCUGGUUGAAGACCGGAAUUGAGUUUGAAAAAGGUGCACCACAAUUGGGUACUGUCGGAAACUACAAGUUUUCGGACUGGAGCUUGGCGCCCGUCGUUCCGGAGGGUGCAAAGGAGGGAACCUUUUUGGUGGAGAGGAACGGAACUGAGCUGUGGUCAUACCACGUCGUCAACAACGACCGCUAUCCCCUGCGGGAGGUGACAUGGGCGUUCCUCGAGGAGAGAGGCAAGAAGGAUGCCGAGCUGUGGGUUGGUCUCUACGCCGCGAAGCCUACGUACAAUGAGAACCCGAAGGAGAAGCUCUCGGUGGAUUUCAAGGACAUCGAGAUUGUGUGUUAA